Messenger RNA from Gasterosteus aculeatus aculeatus (three-spined stickleback), 3123 nucleotides. It is a transcript of the gene mpx, whose product is annotated as myeloid-specific peroxidase. NCBI's taxonomy places the organism in Eukaryota, Metazoa, Chordata, Actinopteri, Perciformes, Gasterosteidae. The record is from RefSeq and is a predicted model, not a curated record. Gene Ontology annotation, biological process: response to oxidative stress. Gene Ontology annotation, molecular function: protein binding; peroxidase activity; heme binding.
ACAACAUUGAGGCCUCGCCCCACCGACUGCAUAUAAAUACGCAAACUCCACAGAAAGCACCUGAAAGCAUCGCAGACUGCGGGAACGAGGUCUGCACGGACUCAGUCAUGCUUUUUGCUGCGCUUCUUGUGCUGGGCGUCUGCCUGGUUCCUGCCCAUUCCACUCCCACAGGAGUGCAUCUCGGCACCUCUCUCCUUGAUCAGUGUUUUAAGGACGCAAAGGAAAUCGUCGAUGACGCAUACAAGUACUCCCGAGAAGAGAGUCUGAGACGAGUCCGCAGGGAGGUGGUGCGUCCUCACGAUGCUCUCCGUCUCCUGAAGCAGCCCCACGGUGACACGCGCUCGGCUGUGCGAUCCGCAGAUUACAUGUCGCAAACCCUGCGUCUGCUGCACGAGCGGAGCCAUCACGUGCACAAGCGCUCACUCAAUGCAACUGAUUUGCUCUCCCCGGAGGAUCUGAUGAGGCUCGCUGAAAUCACUGGAUGUGCAGCGCAAGUCCGAGUUCCAUCGUGCCGCACCACACAGAACCUCAACAAGUAUCGCACCGCCGGCAGCCUCUGCAACAACUUAAAUGCGCCUCGCCGCGGAGCCUCAAACACCCCCUUUACCCGCUGGCUACCUUCAGAGUAUGAAGAUGGCAUCUUUCUGCCAAAAGGUUGGACCCUAAAACAAAAGGUCAACAACUUCGUGCUCCCACUGGUACGACUGGUGUCCAACAACAUCCUGAGCACAACCGAUGCAGGCGUCGUCAACGACACGGAAUACACUCAUUUGGUGACCCUGUUCGGUCAGUGGAACGACCACGAUCUCACCUUCACGCCCUUCUCCCCCAGCAUCCGCUCCUUCAGCAGCGGGAUCAACUGCGACGACAGCUGUGAGCGGACCGAGCCGUGCGUCCCCAUUGCGAUUCCUCCCGGGGACCCCCGCUUGCCCACUGGCCCGGAAAGCUGCAUCCCUGCGUUCAGAUCCGCCCAGAUUUGCGGGACGGGAACCUCCGCCUACAAUUUUGGUGGAGUGCCCAACAAAAGGGAGCAGAUCAACACCCUAACGGCCUUCCUGGACCUCGGCCAGGUGUAUGGCUCAAAUGAGAAGCUUGCCAUGACGCUGCGCGACCUCGAAAGCGACGACGGCCUCCUGCGCGUCAACACGCAGUUCAGAGACAACAGGCGCGAGCUUCUGCCCUCCAGCCCAGUCAAGGCCAACAUGUGUGCCACUCGCAAAAGAAUCACCAACGACACAAACGCAGAAGAGGUGCCCUGUUUCCUUGCAGGUGAUGGCCGCGUGGACGAGAACAUCGCACUGACAUCCAUUCACACACUGUUUAUGCGCGAGCACAACCGCCUCGCUCGUGCACUGAAGAGAAUCAAUCCACAAUGGGACAGUGAGACACUCUACCAAGAGGCUCGCAAGAUCAACGGCGCCUAUACGCAGGUGUUUGUGUUCAGGGACUACCUGCCUCACAUUGUGGGUGACGAAGCAAUGCUCAGGCAGCUCGGCCGUUACCCCGGCUAUGACUCCAACGUGGACCCCAGCAUCGCCAACGUCUUUGCCACCGCGGCUUACCGCUUCGCCCAUUUGGCCAUCCAGCCGUUCUUGGCCCGUCUGGAUGAGAGGUACAAUGAGAGCCCUCGUUUCCCCAAUGUCCCCUUGUUCAAGGCCUUCUUCACACCCUGGAGGAUCGUCUACGAGGGUGGCAUCGACCCGCUGCUCCGUGGUCUGAUCCACCGUCCUGCUAAACUGAACACUCAGGAUCACAUGAUGGUGAACGCCCUCAGGGAGAGGCUGUUCCAGUUUGUUAUGCAUCUGGCUUUGGACCUGGGCUCUCUCAACAUGGAGAGGGGACGGGACCACGGCUUGCCUGGCUACAACGCAUGGCGCAGGUUCUGCGGCCUGUCUCAGCCGAAGAGUGAGGCGGAGCUCGCUCAGGUCAUGAACAACAGAGACCUGGCUCGCAGGCUGCUUCAGCUCUACGGCACGGCUGACAACAUCGACAUCUGGAUGGGUGGAGUCGCCGAACCGUUUGUCCGUGGUGGCCGCGUGGGGCCGCUGUUCUCUUGCCUCAUCGCAACACAGUUCCAAAGGAUCCGUCAGGGUGACAGGCUGUGGCACGAGAACGAGGGCGUCUUCACCACAGCUCAGAGAGCUGCUCUGGCCAGGGUCUCCUUUUCCAAGGUCAUCUGUGACAACACUGGCAUCACCUCAGUUCCCACUGACCCCUUUAGAGUCACCUCUGACAGUAACCGGCUCGUCCCCUGCUCCAGUCUCCCAAGCCUGAACCUUGCAGCAUGGAGAGAAAGAUCAUGCACAGGCCCGGGUGGUAGCUGUAAAGUCGGUGACUCAGAGACUGUGAACAAAGUACCAGAGGAGGCCCAGCUGGACCCCCAGGCCCUCAAGGCCCUCCUGGACAACAAGGUCCAAUAGGACCCCGAGGCUUUCCUGGGAAGAUGAUAAUCAAUCCCAAUGCUACACAACUGCAAUCUGCCUUCUCUGUCCGUCUGGGCGAGUACAGCCCAUCCGCAAAUAAAAUAAUUACUUUCCAUGAAGUGAUCUACAACAAACAGAACCUCUACAGCCCAACAACGGGCCGGUUUACGUGCCUCAUCCCCGGGGUCUAUCAGUUCAACUUUCUUAUCAUAUCCUCGGUCAGUGUGGGUGACGUGGACCUGAUGGUCAACACAAAGAUGGUGCUGCGCGGUUUCAAGGUUUUCCAGGGAGGUAACCACUUGUCGUCAGGUGACACGGUGCUCGAGCUGAAGGCGGGGGACAGCGUGUGGCUAGAGGCCAGCAAGGGAACAGUCGGCCUGAGCACCAGUAGCUACAUCUCAGGACACCUGGUCUUUGCCGAGUGAGACAAACGCUCACCAGACCAAACCCCAUCUGCACUGAUCUUCAAAUUACAUUAUUUUAUCUAUUUGCUUACUUUUCUACCUUGCGUCCUACAACUGUAGGUUCUAACAAAUAUUUGAUAUAAACGUGCUGCGUGCUAAACAUGAUUUUUUAUGAACUCUGUCAAACCGUUACAUCUGUUGGACCAACAUUAAUUUUAGUGAUGUUAUGAAGUUUGGCAUUGGGAAUGUUUUGUCCUUUCAUAUUUCCUGUUCUAUGAAUAAAUGUUUUACCCUGA